This is a messenger RNA of Strongylocentrotus purpuratus (purple sea urchin), 2694 nucleotides long. It is a transcript of the gene tmem65, whose product is annotated as transmembrane protein 65. The coding region runs from base 156 to 971 and encodes 271 amino acids. Lineage: Eukaryota; Metazoa; Echinodermata; Echinoidea; Camarodonta; Strongylocentrotidae. Gene Ontology annotation, cellular component: mitochondrion. The transcript is spliced from 7 exons. The record is from RefSeq and is a predicted model, not a curated record.
GAAAAAGGGGAAAAGAAGAAAGAGGAGAAAGAUUUACAGAACUAAACAGAGAAGAUAGUGAUAUCCGAUGAGAAAACAAAGAGAUUCGAUCAUACACACAGCGCCAUCACUCGUCAAACAUCGCACAUUAUCAAUAAUGUAAAAAUGCAGCGCCCAUGGCAGUAACAAGUAGGCCUAUCCUGAGUAUGGCAGGCAGGAUUGGAAAUGUUACGUGUAAAUCAGUAUUAAAAUGCCACAUCCACUGUCUUUCUGGACAUUUUACAGUUACCGGAUUGAGAAAACACAGCGUAUGGAAUGUAUUGAGUGAAAAACAGAGUCUAUUUGUGAAUCCAGUCGCGGGCUUGAAUGUUCAUAAACGUUUUCAGUUCACACAUUCAACUCGGCUUCGGAAUAGGAGGCUAGAUCUGCCCAAAAGAUCUCAAGAGUUUAUCUCGAAUUUGAGGAGCCUGGAGAGGGAAACACUUUUAGCUGAAUUAUUGAAGUAUCAAAAUGUAAAGAAAGUAGAAACCAGUACUGAAACUAAUCUAGAUACAGAUCUUCCAGAGGCAGCAGGUGUACCCAAUCCAACUCGGCAGCAGUUAAGACUAGUUGCCUUCAGCAAUGCCCUGCCAUUUAUUGGAUUUGGAUUCUUUGACAAUGCCAUCAUGAUCAUUGCAGGUGAUUACAUUGAUGUGACGAUAGGAGGUGCACUGAGUAUAUCUACAAUGGCUGCUGCAGCCUUUGGAAAUAUGAUUUCUGAUGUGGCAGGGAUCGGAUUGGCUGGUACUGUAGAGGCAUUUGUAUCAAAGAUAGGUGUACAGAUUCCAGUACUCACCCCUGAACAACAGGAUCUUACAAAGAUCAGAUGGACUGCUAGUAUGGCACGUGCUGUGGGCAUUGCGAUAGGUUGCUUCAUUGGGAUGUUCCCACUUCUCUUCCUCAAAACAAAAGAAGAUAUAGAAAGCGAAGAUGAGGAAAAAGGGACGACGUAGAAGUAUGUCAACUUUUCUGAGUUACUAUCCCUUUCCCAUUUACAGGAUUCUAAUUUGUAAUGCUGCAAAUAUUACUGGUUUUAUUUUCUCUCUCAACCUUUAGUCUGUGCUCUCUCUCCCUCUCUUUCUCUCUCUCUCUCUUACCGGUAUAUAUACAGUAUAUGUACAUUUGUAUAUUGGCAAAACACAGUUGCAAGCAUUGACUAAUGUUCUAUCUAAUAGCUAAUAUAACAGAUUGGAUUGUAAUUUGGCAUACAUGUAUGUAAGCCAUCAUUAUUUUAAAUUAUCAAAUGCAAUAUUUUGCAAAUGUUUGCCACUGUGUUUUUGUGGAUCUGAACUUGUGUAUUAAAGGUAAAUACAAUUUUAGGUGUAGUAUUUUAUAAUAAUGUAGGUGUGCAAUAUAUACUUUUUAUAAUGAAUGUUGAUUCUUGUGACAAAAUAAAGACUGCCUCUGGUUUCUAGCAACUGGUAUGAUUGAUGCUUGUAGUUGUAGAUGUGCUGUGGUCCAGUGGAGAAGUCUCCUGGAGUGUGAACCACAAGGUACAGAUCCCUGUUGCAGCACUCUAUGUCCUUUGGCAAGAUAUUAAUCUACUUUUGGCCCAAUCCGUCCAGUUGAGGUAAAUGGGUACCUGGCAGGAUUUAAUUCCUUAAAAUUCUUGAGUGCUGUAAUGGCAGCCAUGCUAAAUAUAAAUUCAAGUUUGUUAUUGUUAUUAUCCUCUAUUCUAUCAAUAAGUUGGGAAUAGUGAUCACAUCCUGACUUGUAUUCAGGGUUAUAAGAACAUUUUCACUUGGAAGUGUUAUAUUGUUACUAUUAAACCAUACCAUUGUUAUCUGGAUCUGUUAAGACUUAAGAGUGUGUUUUUGUUUUCUCUCAGGUACUAAUAAUCAAAACUGAAUUCAUAGGAAGUUGAUAUCUGUCUAAUCAAUAUAACCUUGAGUACUAAUACAGUUUAAUGUGAUUAUGUAAACAAUGGCCCCGUCUUUUAGAGAGACGUGAUCGAUCCAAAUCUCGCAAGUCCUCUUAUCAAUCACAAGUCUACAUUCUCCCAUCUCCUAUGUAAAUAGUUGCAAUUUAUAUCAAUCACAAAGAAGUUGCAAUCAAUAUCAACUCUUUAUAAGACGAGGCCCAGGUGUAUGAUUCUAAGAUCAGGUUGAGCUUCUGUCUUUUGUGACGAUCGCAGAUUGAUGAAUGUACUUUAAUAUAAUGCUUGUACCACAUUUUCAUGAAGCUUAUUAUACAUCAAAGGGCAGCAGUGUUGAAGUUAUGUAAUUUCAUUCAGUGAAACGUGGCAUAAUCGGUGUAGGGCCUAUGGUUGAAGCUUUCCUGUUAUAGCAUCAUAUAUUAUGUUUUAUAAACACAUUGAAAUUCAAUUUUUUAAAUCUUAAAACAAGUUAAUGUAAGAGUGAGAGUCGUUCAUAAAUCUAAACUGGGAAUAGAUCAUGCUCACACUGGAGCAUUCACACGCUUCCAAGAAGUUCCAGAAAGAGAGAUUCUGAUGACAAUCAAAAUCUCACUUUUCUUGCGCUCGUUCACACGCUGGAAAAACUCUCACCGAGAUAAUGACACCUGUGUAGUCCAUUCCUGAAUACAGACCCAAGUUGUGGGGCCCUCACCCCAAGUGUGGUGCAACUUGGGAUAAAAAAGAUUGAGAUUUAAAUCUCACUAUUGUUCACACACACGAUGCUCAACCGUGUUAAUGGUAUUUUUGGAUUCGCAUGCAUU